CGGGAUACCAGGGACUGCCGUCGUCCAGGUCACCAACCUGUCCUCGGCUGUGAGCAGCGAGCAGAUGCGCACUCUGUUCGGUUUCCUGGGAGACAUCGAGGAGCUGCGGCUAUACCCGCCCGACAAUGCCCCUCUGUCUUUCUCCUCCAAAGUGUGCUAUAUAAAGUACCGAGACCCCUCCAGUGUUGGUGUGGCCCAACAUCUCACCAAUACAGUUUUUAUUGACAGAGCUUUGAUAGUAGUGCCAUGUGCGGAAGAUGACUAGACUGGCCCAGCUGUUACACUACACUAGCCUGAGUCAGGCAUUGUUUUCCAAGCCACUAUCCCCGAUCGGGCCAACGCAGCCUUCAAGGGGGAAUGUGACCAGGAGAAUAGCCUGCUGAACCUUCCAAGAUGGACACCUUGUCUCUUUUUUUUUAAUUUAUUUUUUCUUUUGGUUUGUUUCCUUUCAUACUUUCCCAUGUUGUCUACUGUCUCUAUCUAGAAACUACAGUAUUGCUUAUCUCUAGCUUUGUGUUUAUAUUUGUUAUUUUUGGUUUGUUGUUUUGAUUAUUGUCCAACCCCCCACCCCCCUCUCUCUUUCUGCUACAGCUGCAGCUUGUGUGUGAUUGAAUUCUGUCCAGGUUGCUACGGCAUACCGGUGGGAUGUGUAUCACACAUGGGAUGCUAAGAGGAUCACUAACACUUUACUCUCUUGUCACCUACUCCUGUUGUCAUAGUGAGGGGCUAGACAUUAUAAAAGUGAGAUCCAGUAGAAUGUUUUAAAUUCUAUUUGCGCUUUUCACCUGUGCUGAAAUCUGUAGUAAAAGGUUUUUUUUUCCUCACAUUACAGCUCUGGUAUGGAUGUUUAGUAUUUAAUAACAACAGUCACUCUCCAUUCAACAUCAUUUUCUCUUUUAACUUAGAAAUGCAUGACACAUGCAUUAAUACUUUGCGCCGUUAUUUUAUAUAUGUUCUACAAUAACUUUUCAAAUGGUAAUUCAUGCUCAGUGCCUCCAGCUGUAAUGAACUGAAUUUGUAGUUAUUUUGUUUCUUAUUCGUCUUAACGUAGCUCUCUUCUCCAGCUAUAAAAAGCAGCAGACUUUAAUGGAAUGAGCAAACUUCCUAAUUGGUUGAAUUUAUAGCAAAGGCUUGGAUAACAUUUCCUACAGUUCUUAAAAUUGUUGUUCUUUUCUGUAUCUGAUGUCCUGUGUGCUAUUAGUGAUGCAGCCAUUGGGGUUAUCUUGUGUUGCACACCUUUCCAACACUGCGAAAACGAUCGCCCCACGGAAAAGCGCCCAUGCUUGAUAUCGUAUGGUUCAUGACCAAUAUGUUUCCAGUACAGGGAAAAUCCCAGAAGAGGCCAAAGCUUUGUCACUUUUGGCACCUGCCACCCCAGUACCCAGUCUGAUUCCUGGAGGGGGACUGCUACCAAUUCCUACUCCAGCGCCGCUUCAGAAUCUGAACCUUCCCGUAGUGAAUCGGCUGUCGGCUGCUCUGGACCCCACAGCAUCAUUGCUCUCCCAGCCCCCCCUCAUGGGAAAUGUGGAUCCCUCAAAAGUCGAUGAGAUCAGGAGGACCGUUUAUGUUGGCAACUUGAACUCACAGACCACCACUGCAGACCAACUGUUGGAGUUCUUCAAGCAGGUGGGAGAUGUGAAGUUUGUGCGAAUGGCUGGAGAUGAGACUCAGCCGACACGCUUCGCCUUCGUAGAGUUUGUUGAGCAGGAUUCCGUCGUCAGAGCCCUGACCUUCAACGGAAUCAUGUUCGGAGACCGACCCCUGAAGGUUAAUCAUUCCAAUAACGCCAUAGUAAAACCCCCAGAGAUGACGCCGCAGGCUGCUGCUAAGGAGCUAGAAAGUGUGAUGAAGAGGGUGAGAGAAGCCCAGAAUACCAUUGCUGCUGCCAUAGAACCAGCGGACAUAAAGAAGCUUUCUUCCAGUCGGUCUAUAAGGUCACGCCGGUCACGAUCGCGCUCACGCUCCCGCUCACACUCGAGAACGCACAGGAAAAGGUCCCGUUCGAAACACAGCAGACCGGUGCCAAAGUUGUGUCCGAGGAAUGACUCCCACAAUUCCCGAAGCAGCCACAAGAGGCGUUCUCGCUCCAGAGACAAGAGACGCAGUCGUAGUCGCUCUAGGGCUCACAGGAGGAAGAGUAGGGAUCGGUCCUGGAGCCCACGGAGGAAAGUCAGAUCACCCUCACCAAAAAGAGGUAAGAAAGACAAGAGGAGGGAGCGCAGCAGGGAAAGAAAGGGCCGCUCUACAUCCAGGAAGAGGAGCCGCAAGGACGAGGACAGGCUAAAGAGCAGGGCCAAGCCAAUGAAGGUGCAAAGGGACUAUGACAGAGAAGAAAAGGACGACUAUGUAAGUGACAGAGAAGACUCCGUCACACUCAGCGAGGACAGGAUGUCAUCACCCUGCACCCAGCAUAACGGCAGCUACAAGACUCACAAUGAGUAUGCGUCAAUGGGCGCAGAACGCACCAAGUGACUUUUACGUCACUAUGAAAAAAAACUAAUCCCGCUGCAUCAAAUGAUCUCAGCGCCCAUCACGUGCGUAUACACUCAUCAACACCAGAUAACCACUCACAACAGCGCGUUUUUCCUCGCCAUCACCUGAUUUCUACAGCACAUUCUUGGCAACACAUGGAUCCUGUCAUUCAGCUAAUUUUCCCACUCAAAGGGCAAGUGAGCACUCGGUACAACAGAGAUAGCCCCACCUUUCCUGUUACCAAGGAAGCCGAAGAUUUUGGGACUUGCAGAAGGUGCACGAUAUAAUGGAAAAUAACAGAACACUAAAUACUACAGGCUCAGAAAAUCCCAUAAAGUUGAGUCGACACCUCAUCAAUAACUUCCUAAACACAAGGCUGUCAUAUUGUCAUAUCACAAUAAGAUAUUGUGUCCACCUCCUGUAUGUGUUAAUUACAUAAAUAACUUUUAUUCUUUCUGUAUAGACCUUUUCAACAGCCUGGCCCCUUUAGGUUAACUUCCUGUCAGUUGAUUUAUUCACAUAGACUGCAACCCGGAAAUCAACUUGGGGCCAUUUAGAAUGUUUAUGUUUACAACUUUGAAAUGGUCUAUAGAUGCUAAAGCUGUCACGUGCAUGCCUGAAGCAGCUGCAGAGCUUUUAAAUAACUCCUUGUAGUCCGUCACAUGAAAGACCAGCCUCAGAGGAGACCGUUUCAGGCAGAGAUCCCACAAGAAGAGCAGAGUUAAUACUUAUUCAACAAUUUGAAGCCAGAUUUCAAUUAUGGAUUGGUCCCUUGUUACAUGGAUAUUGCCUGAUGAAAAGCACCACAUUUUGCUCUCCAUUUCUCCUGUGACAUCUUGACCACACACUUAAAUAGGCUUUUGAUGCAUCUAAGAUUAUCAAUAUUUGUCAUACUGUAGUAUGUAUGCCAUUUCCUUAAAGAAAUGCAGCAACAAUCUGCGUUAACAGUUUUGGAACUGCUUGAGAUUGGAAAGUUUUUCAGUGGUAGAGAGUUUUUAAAAUCUUUUCCUUUAUGGCUGGUGUGUGAGACUCAGUUGAAAAGUGGGGCUCUCAAAUUAAUCAGUAACACACACUAUGGUCGCAUCGCCAGACCUAUCUCCGCAGCGCUGGAGUGAGGUCUGGCUACCCCGCUUAUCUAUUCUGGGAUGGGGGAUAAAAACAUUCUGGCUUGUUUGUAUUUUAAAAUAAUUACAACAGCAUGCAGCAACAGUGCCCUUGCAAAAUUAAUACCUGAGGGGAGGUACGAGCUGGAUGAUAAGCUUUAUCUCAGCACUAUACCUCCGGUGAGCCAGACUAGUAAUACACAAAGAGGUUAGCUGCAGAAAAGUGAGGCAAUUUAAUCUGCUCUAUCUGUGCAGUGUGCACAGAUGCAGGCACUCAAAGGCAAAAAAAAAAGGCUUUGACUGUCAGAUAAUCUAGAUUGCAACACAUUUUUAAACUUGGCACACUUCUUCUUCAGACAGCAUUUAAUACAAAGUAUUACAGUUUUAACACAAUCACUGCAUUAAAUCCUUAUUAUUCUGUAAUGUCCAACCACAACUGUCUUGAAGCCCCCAGUUGAAUCAUCAGUUUCUCAUAUGACUUUUCAUUUAUCAUAUAGCCAGGCUUUGCAGGUUUGCAUCAGUUGCAUUUGCAAAACAAACAAAAAUAUGAUUAUAGUAUAAUCCAGGCCAUUGUCAUGUUAGGUUCUGUAUUUAGAUUUGCUGAUCACUAACACACCAAAAAACAGAACCAACAAGGUCCGCACCAACUAAACCAGAUACUUUUAUUGGGCCACCUGAAAUGUUAAAAAAAAAAUUGUGACAUAUGUCAUUAUUGACAAAGAUUUGUGACAUAUGUCGUUAUCGACACCUUGUGAGGUGAUAUAUAAGCUUGCCUCUCUGACUGCGGUCUCAUGGGGUGUAACUGUUUUUCCUCUUUAUUCUGCUGCUCUGGCCUUGGUGUGGCCGUGACAGCAACAUCCCAUAUUCUCUUUGCUUGUUUACUGAGUGAGACAAAUAUUGAAUACAUGUUUCUUCUAGGUGUAAGAACAUGAGUGCUAGAAUAAAAAAAAAAAAAAAAGCUCAUUUGCCCUUUGUGUGGUGUUAAAGGGACAUUUAACCAGGUCUUUGAAGAGUCCUUUAUUCCCCGUUCGGCACCAUUUUUUCUCCGUUAUGGGAACUGGGACGACCUGCAAAAUGUACGCUGUUGAUUUUAAGACUUGAAGUGCUGUAAUUAUGUGAAUGCACAGUGGUAUUUUACGGUUUCUGUGUUGCUAAUAUAUUGUUUUUAAAAGAUGCAUUGCUCAUUUGGUCAACAUUAAUACAUUGCUUUUGUUUUUUUGUUGUAUGGGUGUACAUGUUCUUGUAUUUUUAUAUUUCUGAUUAGUCGCAACAAUGUAUCAUGUUCCUUUUCCGGCUACUGUUGUAAUGCUGUGAGAUAAAAAAUUAACUGUUUUUAUAAAUACAAAACAAGCCUAUACUGUAAAAAACAAUUAUGCUGGUGUGGAAAAUGUCUGUCGGCUCAUAUUGCUCAAGAAAGUAAGAUGCAAACAAUGUGCUGCCCACAGUGGCAGUCUACAUAUCUCACACGUCAACUAACUGCUUGCAAGCACAGAAGGGUAAAAAAAAAAGUGCCUAGACUAAGAUUGUACAGAGUAUUCUAAUAAAAUAUGGAGACUUAUUGACAGAUGCAACCCAAAUUUAUUGUUUAGGAUGUUAAAUAGCUAAAACUAAUGAAAUGUUCUCUUUAAGUAUUGUCAGCUGCCUUUAGUAAUUAAUAGUGGGUUAAACAUUCAUGGGACUUUUGUUGUUUAUUAUUAUUAGUACAUCAUUUGUUUUUCUGUAAUUUUUAGUGUUGCAGUUUCAGUUUGCUGUAUUGUGAUUGUGUCAAAUAUGUGUCUGCAAACUAGCCCCAGUUUGAGAUCAGUAUUUUUUUUUAAGUUUCUAGGAAAGCUUGUUAUAUGUUACUAUUAAGGAGAGUAAAUUUAAGGAGACUUAAAUUCCACUUCUAUGGCUUUUACAAACCUAAUUUAAAAGUUUUUUUUUUUUUUUUUUAUGUACACAAUGCUUCAGUUUGAAGUGGUGAACUCGUGAUAAAGUUUAGUACAAAAGCAUUUCCAACCCAACUGACAGUAUAUAAAGAAUUGUAUUUUUUAUAUCCAUGUAUCCACUAUGUACGGUAAAUACUGUAGAAAUGAUUCAUAGUUUGCUCCUGGGGGGGGUUGGGCACUCAAUAUCUGUGUUAGGGACUGGAUGUAAAGGUUUGGUAACACUGGUUUUGAAGAGCUUGGGUGUAUAUAUGUACGUUGUCCUUAGUUGGAAGAUACAUCUGAUCUGUUUCCAUAAACCACUCAAUAAAGACACUUUUCAUUUA
Messenger RNA from Sander lucioperca (pikeperch), 5826 nucleotides. It is a transcript of the gene srek1, whose product is annotated as splicing regulatory glutamine/lysine-rich protein 1. The coding region runs from base 1294 to 2472 and encodes 392 amino acids. Lineage: Eukaryota; Metazoa; Chordata; Actinopteri; Perciformes; Percidae. Gene Ontology annotation, molecular function: RNA binding. The transcript is spliced from 12 exons. The record is from RefSeq and is a predicted model, not a curated record. Gene Ontology annotation, cellular component: nucleoplasm.